AAAGUUGUUGAAUGGAAACAUCCACAUGAAUUAGAAAAGUUAAUGGAUCUAAAAAUAAAAGAAGACGGUACAAGUAAACCCACCUUGUUAGAUAUGUGUAGACAGAUUGUAAAAUAUAGUGUUAAAACUGGUAAGGAUACACUAUUGAAU
Molecule: messenger RNA, 150 nt
Organism: Lottia gigantea (owl limpet)
Lineage: Eukaryota; Metazoa; Mollusca; Gastropoda; Lottiidae
Exons: 1
Source: RefSeq, a predicted model, not a curated record